Elephantulus edwardii (Cape elephant shrew) is the source of this 792-nucleotide messenger RNA. It is a transcript of the gene INMT, whose product is annotated as indolethylamine N-methyltransferase. Lineage: Eukaryota; Metazoa; Chordata; Mammalia; Macroscelidea; Macroscelididae. Gene Ontology annotation, molecular function: N-methyltransferase activity; amine N-methyltransferase activity. The coding region runs from base 1 to 792 and encodes 263 amino acids. The transcript is spliced from 3 exons. The record is from RefSeq and is a predicted model, not a curated record. Gene Ontology annotation, cellular component: cytosol.
AUGGAGGGGCACUUCACAGGAGGUGAGGAAUACCAGAAGAACUUCCUGCCCAGGGACUACCUGACCACCUACUACAGCUUUGACCAUGGCCCCUCGCCUGAGGCUGAGAUGCUCAAGUUCAACCUGGAGUGUCUUCACAAGACCUUCGGUCCUGGGGGUCUCAAAGGGGACACCCUGAUCGAUAUUGGCUCGGGCCCAACCAUCUACCAAGUGCUUGCUGCCUGUGAGGCCUUCCGAGACAUCACUCUCUCGGACUUCACAGACCGCAACCGGGAGGAGCUGGAGAAGUGGCUGAGGAAGGACCCAGGGGCCUAUGACUGGACCCCGGCUGUGAAAUUUGCCUGUGAGCUGGAGGGAGACAGUGGUCGGUGGCAGGAGAAGGAGGAGAAGCUUCGAGCCACAGUGAAGCGCGUGCUCAAGUGCGACGCCAACCUAGCCAGCCCGCUGGCCCCGGCUGUGCUGCCCCCCGCCGACUGCGUGCUCACCUUGCUGGCCAUGGAGUGCGCCUGCUGCAGCCUGGACGCCUACCGCGCCGCGCUGCGCAACCUCGCCUCGCUGCUCAAGCCUGGAGGCCACCUGGUGACCACGGUCACUCUCCAGCUCCAGUCCUACAUGGUGGGGAAGCGCCAGUUCUCCUGUGUGGUCCUGCAGAAGGAGGAGGUGGAGCAGGCCGUGCUGGACGCUGGCUUCGACAUCCAGCAGCUCCUGCAUAGUCCCCUGAGCUACUCCCCAGCCAGUGCCCCCAACACGGGGGUCUGCUUCAUUGUGGCGCGCAAGAAGCCUGCGCCCUGA